CUAACCAUGAAGACAAAUAUUAUCAAUACGUGGCACUCCUUUGUAAAUAUCCCCAAUGCUAUUGUACCAGCUAUUGAAAAGGAAAUAAGAAAGAUGGAAAAUGGGCCAUGUAGCUCCUUUUCUGACAAUAAUGACAGAACCUCUCUAUCUGAUGAAUCAGAGGAGAACUCCCAUGCAAGGACUUCCUUUCGAAACAACUCACACAUAAGGAGAGGACCAUCACAAAGGAAGCAGCUCCUGCCUGGCACCAUGGCUUUUUUCAAUGUUAACAACAGCAGUAACAAGGACCACGAGCCAAAAGAAAAAAAGAAAAAGAAGAAGGAGAAGAAGAGCAAGGCAGAUGGCCAGAAUGAAAAUAAAAAGGACCCAGAGAAGAAAAAGAAGAAGGAAAAGGAGAAAGAGAAGGAGGAGGAGAAAAGCAAAGACAAGAAAGGAGAGGAGAAGAAAGAAGUCGUGGUUAUUGAUCCUUCAGGAAACACAUACUACAACUGGCUGUUUUGCAUCUCUUUACCUGUGAUGUACAACUGGACAAUGAUCAUUGCAAGAGCAUGUUUUGAUGAACUCCAAUCUGAUUACUUAGUGUAUUGGCUCGUUUUUGAUUAUGUAUCAGAUAUAGUCUAUCUUGUCGAUAUGUUUGUACGAACAAGGACAGGUUAUCUAGAACAAGGGUUGCUGGUGAAAGAUAGACUGAAACUCAUAGAGAAAUACAAAGAAAACUUGCAAUUUAAACUUGAUGUCCUGUCAGUGGUACCAACGGAUCUGCUGUAUUUUAAGUUGGGGUGGAACUACCCAGAAAUUCGAUUAAACAGAUUAUUAAGGGUCUCUCGCAUGUUUGAGUUCUUCCAGAGAACAGAAACGAGGACCAGCUAUCCAAAUAUCUUCAGGAUUUCAAACCUCAUUAUGUACAUUGUCAUCAUUAUCCAUUGGAAUGCUUGUGUGUACUACUCUAUUUCAAAAGCUAUUGGAUUUGGGAAUGAUACAUGGGUCUACCCUGAUGUUAAUGAUCCUGAAUUUGGCCGUUUGGCUAGAAAAUAUGUCUACAGCCUUUACUGGUCUACAUUAACCUUGACAACCAUUGGUGAAACACCACCUCCUGUGCUGGAUUCUGAGUAUAUCUUUGUGGUGGUUGACUUCUUAAUUGGAGUUUUAAUUUUUGCCACCAUCGUCGGUAACAUAGGUUCCAUGAUUUCCAACAUGAAUGCAGCCAGGGCAGAAUUUCAAGCAAGAGUCGAUGCUGUCAAACAGUACAUGAAUUUUCGAAAUGUAAGCAAAGAUAUGGAAAAGAGGGUUAUUAAAUGGUUCGAUUACCUGUGGACCAACAAAAAGACAGUUGAUGAGAAAGAAGUAUUGAAAUAUCUGCCUGACAAACUAAGGGCAGAGAUUGCCAUCAAUGUUCAUUUAGACACAUUAAAAAAGGUUCGCAUUUUUGCUGACUGUGAAGCUGGUCUGUUGGUGGAGUUGGUCUUGAAGUUACAACCUCAAGUAUACAGUCCUGGUGAUUACAUAUGCAAGAAAGGGGACAUUGGGCGAGAGAUGUACAUCAUCAAAGAAGGCAAACUUGCCGUGGUGGCAGAUGAUGGAAUCACUCAGUUUGUGGUGUUGAGUGAUGGCAGCUACUUUGGUGAGAUCAGCAUUCUUAACAUCAAAGGCAGUAAAGCUGGCAAUCGAAGAACAGCUAAUAUUAAAAGCAUUGGCUACUCAGACCUGUUCUGUCUCUCCAAAGAUGACCUCAUGGAAGCUCUUACUGAGUACCCAGAUGCCAAAACUAUGCUGGAGGAGAAAGGGAGGCAAAUCUUAAUGAAAGACGGUCUAUUGGAUGUAAACAUUGGAAAUGCUGGUAGUGACCCUAAAGAUUUUGAAGAGAAGGUCAUUCGGAUGGAGGGGUCAGUGGACCUCCUACAAACACGAUUUGCCCGCACCUUGGCCGAGUAUGAGUCGAUGCAGCAGAAACUCAAGCAAAGAUUAACCAAGGUGGAGAAAUUUCUGAAACCUCUUAUUGAAACAGAAUUUUCAGCUCUUGAGUAA
Nannospalax galili (Upper Galilee mountains blind mole rat) is the source of this 2025-nucleotide messenger RNA. It is a transcript of the gene Cnga1, whose product is annotated as cyclic nucleotide gated channel subunit alpha 1. The coding region runs from base 7 to 2025 and encodes 672 amino acids. Lineage: Eukaryota; Metazoa; Chordata; Mammalia; Rodentia; Spalacidae. The record is from RefSeq and is a predicted model, not a curated record. Gene Ontology annotation, biological process: monoatomic cation transmembrane transport. Gene Ontology annotation, molecular function: intracellularly cGMP-activated cation channel activity; protein-containing complex binding; intracellularly cAMP-activated cation channel activity. Gene Ontology annotation, cellular component: intracellular cyclic nucleotide activated cation channel complex; plasma membrane. The transcript has 8 exons.